Dicrocoelium dendriticum is the source of this 2984-nucleotide messenger RNA. The record is from the annotation of a GenBank genome assembly. NCBI's taxonomy places the organism in Eukaryota, Metazoa, Platyhelminthes, Trematoda, Plagiorchiida, Dicrocoeliidae.
AUGAAUUCUACCCGGAUUGCUCGCCGGUCUUCUCUCAGAACGCCUGUUCCCAUUAAUCAUCUUUCUUCUCACUCAUCCUCUGGGAGUUCGGAUGAAGGAAACAGCGCUGACUCUGGUUCGGUAUAUAAACCGAAUUCCUCCAGCUCUACAUCAAGCGAACCUGAUAUCCCUUCAGCUGCUUCCGAUGAGUUAAAGAUGACGGAAUCAGCUUCCGCGGAUGAACACACUGCUUCGGAGAAAAGGAUGACCCGGUCUCAUGUGAAAAGCCGAUCACGGCCUUGCACUAAAACUGAGUUGCAAAAUGCACCGCUUGUCAAUGAGUCUACUGGUCCUGAUCAAGCUAAACAGCUGAACUACUCUUCUCCCUUGUACAGAUAUCUAACAAGCUGUAGGCUCAAAGGAGUGACCUCUGUGAAAAGGAUUGCGAUCAACUGUUUUUCCCAAUCAGUUGAAUCACUCCGUGGUCUUUUUUUACACGCCGUUCAUCCGUUUGCUUUUCAUGAUGGUAUUGUGUUCAAAGAGGAAUUUAACGCCAGACAGGCUGUACUAUUUCCGAUCAAUGUCUCUUGGCAACCAUAUUCACACGCGGAUGAACUAGGUUGCCUGCCCGAACCGUAUUUGAGCCCCCUGAUAACGAGUCAGGAUCAACACCAGGCUUCUGUCCACUACACAAGGUUGAAACGCUUCGAGUUCAGCAAAGAACAUGGUCUGAUCUACGUGGGCGGGUUCGUAAAAUCCAUUACUUGGUGUCCGACACGUAUGUUCACUGACAACAUUGGUAUGGAGAAAAGGGAUUCAAUGUACAUAGCCGUUUCUACCUACCCAUCGCCAGCCACCCGCUUCUCUUACGCUGAUCCUGUACAAACGCAUUCCGGACUCAUUCAGAUAUGGAAUUGCGGCGAUCUCAGAUUAUCUGGACCUCCUCAGGUCUGGCAGCCGGAACCACAUUUGCUCAUUGCUCACGAAUGGGGCCACGUCACGGACAUGUGUUGGCUCCCACUGUCCAUUACUUUGGUCGCUAGAAUGCCAAAAACGCUCGCUGGAAAACUCGUGUGUUCCCCCUCGCAAUUUUCACCUUCACCAUUGAUCCAUCGAACUCUGGGGCAUUUGAUUAUCGCUUGCCAGGAUGGUAUCGUGCGUGUGAUUGCGAUUCCACGACUCCAGAUGGACCCCAUCUACUUUCAGACGAGAAGACGUAUGCCGUUGUACAAGCUGAUUCCGAAAGCAAUAAUGAAGCUGUCACCGUGCGCCUCAAAAGCCGUCGAUUGGAUAGGAUGGCCCACGCGGUUACACAUUCGCGCAGAGUUCCCGAAUCGUCUAUUUGUGGGUUAUUCAAGGGGGCACGUGGCCUACUACGAUUUGAGUUGUGUUCAUCCGUUGUUGUUCACAGCCUCCGAGUGUCAUCUGAGUCCUGUUCGACUGUUCCGGUUGAUAAACGGUCCGGUGCGAUGUUUGUCGCUGAACCCAGUGAAUGGGCGAAUGCUCAUGGUUCAAGGUCUGGACACCGGAAUACGUGUCUGGGACCUAGAGGACACUGCUUCGAACAUCACAGAGGCACCUGAAAUGGCUUGGCGUGUGAACUAUGGUACAGCCGGAAGCAACAUCAUGUGGCACAGUCGAGGCGACACUAUAUUUAUCUCACGCGAAUGCAUUGCCCGGAAACAAGAUCCUUCCAACAAGAAAGGGGCAGAGUUUGAAAACUUGGCCGAUCUAAUCACUCGCCUUGACAACGCCUUGUGUCAAACAAUGUGGGAGGCCCCAAGCAUCUACACUCGUAUAUUGGUGCCUUUGGGUUUGCAAUCAGUUACACAUAUUGACCUCAGCGAACCGCUAAAUGCUUUGCUUUGUGCCACCGACCGCGGCCGAAUCGAAUUGGUCUUGUUUUCAAUGGACGGGCGAUUCAAACCAGCGCUAAGAUACAGGUACUUGGGCCAAAUUCGUUUUCCCAUUUGCCAAUGGUCACCAAGUCCCCGGCUGUCUACCGAAUCCAUUGAUGGAACUAUACAAACGUACCAAGAUUUCGCUGCAAAGUUAUUGGCUUCCAAGAAUCGUCUGCUACCGUUGUCUGAAGCGUCAGUUCCUACAUCUACGUGGAACAUUAAUGAUUUCACUGAUCCAAGCUGUCCCGAUUGCCACUCUGACCGGUCGAUGUGUUGGCAUAAAUUGUGGACACAUCACAAACUGACCAUCUUCAAAAACAGAUACGUACCAGCUAAACCGUAUAUCGAUUAUCAGAAGACGCCGCUGCUGAGUAUUUCUCAGGAGCCGAGGUGUAGAAGAUCGAACGGAUCCAACAUGUCGCUACCAGGCCCAUUCCAAGUCUACGAGGAUUACCGGAUGAAUAAACUGGAACCCUAAACAUUGUCCUAUCGUCGGGUGCUAGUCGAUCUCAUCAUGACCUAUCGAAUAUUACAUCUCGGUAACGUCCCUAUGUUGAGGCCGCUACUUCACUUACGAACGCCAUGCAGCGCAUGCGGACACCAGUACCAGUUUGUGGUGCCGCAUAUAAGACGAUGACCCCACCUCGAACGGAGAGUGGCAAAUGUUCGGAACAGUCUGCCAGAAUAAGUCCUCGAGGCCAAAUCUCUGCAGCAGCAGUUCAAAACGAUGUUGGAUUCACAUUUCACAGUCAUUCGAUUCAGAGAACGAGUACACAGUAACAAUGACAUCUUACAUUUGUGAGCCCAGUGAAAGUGUCGGACAUUUUAAAAUGCUAGAUAAGAACUUGAAGAAUGACUGGACAAGCACAGGUGGCAUAAACUUUUUAUUACAAUUCUAACUAUACUGCGACGGAGUUGCACAGAUCCAAAUUUCAACUUGCUCCCACAAUACAGCAUUCAGUAAUGUUCAAAAAACUAUAUCGAAGCUGUUUGUCAAAUAACUGCGCCAAUGCACAUGCUAACCAGAUAACACAUCACUGUCGGUUGUGUAUACUGAUGUCCUCCUCACGAAGGCAUACAUCUUGGGAGCUACGUAUAGAAGGG